CAAGGCUACCUAUAGCUCAGCCCUCCAACAGACAAGGCUUCAGAUCCCAGCAGUGGCCCUGAACGCUGGACCACAAACCCCAGGAGCAGCAGACUGACAUCUGAUCGACAGCAAGCUCAGAAGCUCUGUGAGGUACAGAGAGACCACAGCCAUGUCCCACGGGUUCACUAAGGAGCAGGUGGAUGAGUUCCAUGCAGCUUUUGAUAGGUUUGACAAGAACAAGGACGGCCACAUCAGUGUCGAGGAACUGGGUGAUGUGAUGAAGCAGCUGGGCAAGAACCUCUCAGAGGAAGAGCUGAAGGCACUCAUCUCCAGAGUGGACACAGACAGCGAUGGCACCAUCAGCUUUGACGAAUUCUUGGCGGCAAUGGCCAAGUAUAAGAGAGGAAGCACUGAGCAGGAGAUGCGGGCUGUGUUUAGCGUCUUUGACCAGGACGGUGAUGGGCAAAUCACUGUGGAUGAGCUCAAGAAGGCCAUGUCUCAGCUGGGAGAGACGAUUUCACAGGAGGAGCUGGAUGCCAUGAUCCGUGAGGCUGAUGUGAACCAGGAUGGGAAGGUGAACUAUGAGGAGUUUGCGCGCAUCCUCAAUGAGAAGUGAGACUGCCGGGGUGCAAGCCCCACCCGAUCUCUAUCUGCCUGACUCAGGCCCAACAGGCACUGUGCCUUCUUUUAGGGCUUCUCUUCUGUGUUGGUGUAUGGGAAA
Molecule: messenger RNA, 703 nt
Organism: Phodopus roborovskii (desert hamster)
Lineage: Eukaryota; Metazoa; Chordata; Mammalia; Rodentia; Cricetidae
Gene: Calml5
Product: calmodulin like 5
Exons: 1
Coding region: 152-598 (148 amino acids)
Molecular function (GO): calcium ion binding; enzyme regulator activity
Source: RefSeq, a predicted model, not a curated record